AUGGCCCCGUCCGGCCGCCCCGCCGGAGCGCGCCUGCUGCUCGUGUGCGCUGGCCUGCUGACCACCGCCGCCGCCGGCCUCGGCCACCCGGAGCCCGGCGCGCCCGCAGGGAGCCCCGCGCGCCCGCCGCCCGGGGCCGAGCCGCCCGCCCGCCCGGGCACGCCCGAGCAGGCGCCAGGUGAGGGGGACCAACCUCCCGGGCUGGCUGUGUUCCAGGAGCCCACCACGGAGCCAGCGCACAGUGUCGACCCCAGGGAUGCCUGGAUGCUCUUUGUCAGGCAGAGUGACAAGGGUAUCAAUGGUAAGAGGAGGAGCAAGGGCAAGGCCAGGAGGCCGAAGCUUGGCCUGCCAGGGCCCCGAGGACCACCUGGCCCCCAGGGCCCCCCAGGGCCCCUCAUCCUACCCGAGACACUGCUGAAGGAGUUCCAGCUGCUGCUGAAAGGUGCAGUGCAGCAGCAUGAACGCACGAAGCCUGAGCCCUGCAUUCGGUGUUUGGCUGAGACCAGGGGCUCAAGCCCCGCCCCCGGCUCCAUUGAGGAUGAGGCGGCGGCCRGGGACAUGCUGGCGCUGCUGGCUGCGCCCCUGGCUCCAGGCCCACUGGCUAGGCGUGUGGAGGCGGCCUUCCUCUGCCGCCUGCGCAGGGACGCACCUGUGGAGCGCCGCACACUGCACGAGCUCGGCAUCUACUACGUGCCUGACUCCGAGGGUGCCUUCCGCCGCGGCCUGGGCCUGAACCUGACCAGCGGCCAAUACACGGCGCCCGUGGCUGGCUUCUACCUUCUGGCUGCCACACUGCACGUGGCACUCGCUGAGCAGCCAAGGCACGGGCCUCUGCGCCCCCGGGACCGCUUGCGCCUGCUCAUCUGCAUCCAGUCUCGCUGCCAGCACAACGUCUCCCUGGAGGCUGUCGUGGGCCUGGAGAGCAGCAGUGAGCUUCUCACCAUCUCAGUGAACGGGGUCCUGUAUCUGCAGGCGGGGCAGUAUGCGUCUGUCUUCCUGGACAACGCCAGCGGCUCCUCCCUCACGGUGCGGGGGGGCUCCCACUUCAGUGCUGUCCUCCUGGGUGUGUGA
This is a messenger RNA of Urocitellus parryii (Arctic ground squirrel), 1071 nucleotides long. RefSeq names its product erythroferrone (gene Erfe). Lineage: Eukaryota; Metazoa; Chordata; Mammalia; Rodentia; Sciuridae. Gene Ontology annotation, molecular function: hormone activity. Gene Ontology annotation, biological process: negative regulation of gluconeogenesis; positive regulation of insulin receptor signaling pathway; positive regulation of D-glucose import across plasma membrane. The record is from RefSeq and is a predicted model, not a curated record.